AUGUCUGACGCCUUAGACUUCAGCGAAUACAAUCAGAAGUGCUCCUACUGCCUCAAGGAAGUCGGUAAGGACAACCUCAGGUCGUGCCGCUGCAGAUAUGCUCGGUACUGCUCGCGUCAAUGCCAGACAAACGCCUGGCCCACACACAAGGCAGCCUGUUCGACUGACAAGUCCCUUAAGUACAAGCUCGACCAGCCAGGCAACAAAGAGAGCAAGAAGCUUCACGACCACUUCACCAAGUGGCUAAACUACUAUCGCGACACGAUAUGUACGCGCGCAAUAUCUGCAUUCAAUCUGCCAAACAGCCCGACAAACAAGCUCGCUACACAUUGCAUGUAUCUGGUCGUUGAGCAACAACCCGAGGCGAAAGAUAUUCCAUUCUAUUUCAGGAUGGUCAGCGGUCAGGUGAUCUCUCGCCGGAAGAUGAUCGACACUUUCAACAACUUGAAGAAGGGCAUGACGGAGGAGGAGGUCGAUUCCUGGGCACGCGACAAUCGCGGCGAACACACCUUGCACGUCGUCAUCCAGUUCGAGGACAUGAUCCGCUUCCUCUGGUUCUCCCUCCGGGACCUCUCGUCCUACAGGGUCAUCGACUCGGCCAAAGCGAACAGGCGAGCGGGCAUGUGGGCGAAUGCCUUGGCCAGUGCGAUCGACGAUGGUCGGGCGGGUCCCGACCGGGACGACUAG
Molecule: messenger RNA, 687 nt
Organism: Fomitopsis serialis
Lineage: Eukaryota; Fungi; Basidiomycota; Agaricomycetes; Polyporales; Fomitopsidaceae
Exons: 4
Coding region: 1-687 (228 amino acids)
Source: RefSeq, a predicted model, not a curated record